Messenger RNA from Eimeria acervulina, 4504 nucleotides. RefSeq lists its product as hypothetical. NCBI's taxonomy places the organism in Eukaryota, Apicomplexa, Conoidasida, Eucoccidiorida, Eimeriidae. The transcript has 6 exons. Gene Ontology annotation, molecular function: ATP binding; protein kinase activity. The annotation marks the transcript as partial. The record is from RefSeq and is a predicted model, not a curated record. Gene Ontology annotation, biological process: protein phosphorylation.
AUGGAGGGUACAGCAACGCCUUCUUUGUCUCUGCUACGCUCUGGGGCCCCCACACCCAGGGGCCCCCCAAAGGCUUCAGCUUCUCCUAAACCUGCAGGCCGCAGCAAGCUUCUUCUGUCUUCGUUGCUGAUGCACAACAACACCAGAAGCACCAGCACUAGCAGCAGCAGAAGCAGCAGCAGUAGCAGCAGUGCUGCUGCAGCAGCAGUCUCCAAGCGCUCUUCUAAGGCCCCUCGUCAAACGCCGGAAUCUCCUUCUCUCUCGUGCUGCCGCUGCAGCAGCAAAGAGUGCGGGGGCCCCUGCAGCAGCAGCAGCAGCAGCAGCAGCCGCAGCAGCAGCAGCAGCAGCAGCAGCAGCAGCAGCAACCGUUUGGGGGCCUCGUCUUCUUUGCCUUGCAGACGUUUAUCUCGCAAUGAUGCCUCUGAAGGGGCCCCUACUGCAGCAGCAGCAGCAGCAGCAGCAGAAGAAGAAGCAGAAGAAGCAGCAACAGCAGCAGCAGUAUCAGCCCUUCAUUCUCUUCGAUGCGGCCGCAGCCACCAGCGAAAGCGCUGCUGCCCUCCUGCUCUACCCUCACCUCCGGGGGGCCCCCUGCUGGGGGCCCCCCCAGCUAAGGGUACUGCUGCACGUGACUCAGGGGAGACUGUCUUGGGGGCCCUCUACAAGAGUUUUAGAGCUGUUAUACGAUUAAAGAGAGCCUUCAAAGCAGCAAGAAAUUGCAGCAACCCCAAGGGCAUUUGUACACAAGCAAGCAGCAGCAAAGAGGGGCCCCCAGGGGCUUUGAGGGCCCCGAGGGCCCCUGGGGGGCCCCCAACUGCAGCCGAACCACCGGAGACACCCGAAGCAUGCGGCUGCAUAACACCGCGAAGGGGUAGCUUGGAGGGCCCUGGCUUUGAGCGCAGCAGCAACAGCAGCAACAGCAGCAACAGCAGCAGCAACAGUAGCAGCAGCAACAGCAGCAGAAGCACGAACACGGAUGCACGUGGGGGCCCCUAUCUAAGUACUGGAGGAAGCAGCACGCCUUUAGGGAAGGCUUUAGGGGCCCCCGAAUAUAUUGGGGCCCCCAGUGAUACCCUUCUAUGCGGAGCAGAGGCUUUUAAUCCUAUGCAAUUCAGCGCUGUUACUUUAAUUGCUUCUUCUUGUGGAGGCCCUCAAGACAAGAAGGGGGCCCCCUCAGAGGCAUCUCGUGAAGGGUACAGCUCACAAGAAGACCCAGAAAGGGGGCCCCUAGCUUCCGAGAAGGGCCCCCUAAAAGGAGAAAGAGACAGUGCUGCUGCAUGCAAGGGGGCCCCCUCUGAGGGGGCCCUCAUAAAUGCUCAACAAGCCGGAAGUCUAGAGGGGGGGCCCCUAUGGGGGCCCCCUGCAGCUACACUCGAUACAUGUUGUCUGCUGCAGCAACAACGUAGAUGGAAUGCUUCUUCUCUGCCGCUGCAGCAGCAGCAGCAGCAGCAGCAGCAGAGCCCUUCUAUCGAGGAGCAGAAGGCUUUCUUUGCUGCUUCUUCUUGGGGCCCGCAAGACUUCACGUUCAUCAGAACUGUGGGAACUGGGACCCUAGGGCGUGUGUUUAUAACCCGUUUGAAGGCCCGCGAAGCAGAAGGGGCUCAUGCAAGUUGUGUAAAUGAUGAAAGUUUAGGGGGGCCCCCAGGAUAUCCACCAACUUACAGCAGCAGCAGUAGCAGCAGCAGCAACAGCAGCAACAGCAGCAGCAGCAGCAGCAGCAACAGCAGCAGCAACAACAGAAGCACUGCAGCAGCGGCAAAAGCAGCAGCAAGAGCAAUAGAUAAAGCAGCAGCAGCAGCAACAGCAACAGCAACAGUAGCAGCAAGCGCUGCAGCAGCGGCAAAAGCAGCAGAAAGAGCAGUAGAUAGAGCCUCCACAGCAGCAGCAGCAGCAGCAGCAAGAGUAGCAGUAACAGUAAGAGUAGCAGCAGCAGCAAGACCAGCAGCUGUAGCGGAAGCAGCACAGGCAGCCACAGCAGCAGGAGCAGCAGCACGGGCACGAGCACCAGAUGUAGCUGCAGCAACAGCAACAGCAACAGCAACAGCAGGAAUAGCAGCAGCAAGCGCAGCAGCAAAUCCUGCUCGGAAUUCGUCUCCGUCUCUAUCUGUAAUUCUUUAUGUCUACCCCUGUCUAGGUGUGCUGUACAGGGAUCUCAAGCCUGAAAAUAUUCUAAUAGCAAGAGACGGGCAUAUAAAAGUAGUAGACUUUGGCUUUGCUAAACAAAUAGAAGCAGCAAAACCCUUUAUAUUGGGGGCCCCCCAAAGGGGGGCCCCCCCCUGCGAUCAUCCUGCAUGUCUUGCUGCUACUAUGAAGCAGUCUCUUGCUUCUUCUUUUUCUUUCUUUGCUGAAAGCUUUGCUGCUCCUACGGAGACACCCCACAAAGGCCCUUUAAUAUCAUCUGCUGCUGCAUCUGCUGCUGCAACUGCUGCUGCAUCUGCUGCUGCACCUGCUGCUGCAGCUCCUGCUGUAGCUUCUGCUGCACCUGCUGCUGCAGCUGCUGCUGUAGCUACUGCUGCAGCAGAUGCCCUGAAGGGAAAUAUGCAGGGGGGGGGCCCCUUCGAUCAGGGGGCCCCCCUCACCCCUAUCUUUAAAGGUUCUGCUGCAGAGAUAGAAGAAAUAAACAGCCCCGUGGAGGUUCUAAAAGAAAACUUAAAAGAAAUCGGAGAGACAGAAGAAGAGACAGGAAGUGAAGGGGUGCUGCUUCCUGCGUUGUCUCUUAAGCGACUACAGGGUCAAGGGGGGCCCCCCACCAAUAGAUUUAUAGAUGGGGGCCCCCUUGGUGAAUGCACAACGAGAGCAACAGCUUCAGGCUGGCUAGACUCCGGCUCAUUAUCUUCAGUACCGCCUCUUGAAGCAGCUUCAUUAGAAGGGUAUUGGGGCCCCUCUAUACAGCAAACACCCCCUUCUGGGGGGCCCCUUAGGGCCCUUCUAGGAGAGGGGCCCCACGGGGGCUCCCCAACUGGAGGGGGGCCCCCUGGGGGCCCCUCUGAAGACAGCUGCUCUCAAGGAAGCACAACAAGAAGGGUCCUGCAACUACAUGAAGAGUUACAGCAACAGAGACAACUAAAUGGAUAUAACUCCUUCAGCGCAGAGACACCCUUUUCUGCUGCUUCUCUACUCAACGAGAGGGGCCCCCAAGGGGCCCCCUCAACCCCUGUACAGCAGCAACUCACACUAGGUACAGGAGGCUCCAUAUGGGUACCAGGGGGGGGCCCCAUGCAGCAGCAAGCUGUAGGGGCCCCCCUACCUCGCUGCCUCUCCCUCGGAAACUAUGGCGUCAUAGACGGAGCCCAAUCGCAGCAACAGCAGCAGCAGCAACAGCAGCAGCAGCAACAGCAGCAGCAGCAGCACUUCCGAGAAGAAGAAAGAGAGCCUUCAGAGGCCCCUGCUGAGUGGGGGGUGCGCUCUUCUAUGGGUUUGGUUCCGGGGGCCCCCUCAUUAUCAAAAGUACCCAUGGGGGCCGCCCCGGUGUGGCUGUCCUCUGUGAGCAGCAGCAGGGGGGCCCCCCCACUUCAAGAGGGUACUGGAGGGGGGCCCCUAAGAGAGGGGCCCCUUGAGGGGCCCCUUGGAAGAGAAAGCUGGGUGUCUAUACUGCUAGACGAGACAAUAACAGAUAAAGAGGAGACAGAUAAAAGAAAGCGUUCAGAGGAAGUGCUGGAGGCGUCCCUAACCAACGCAGUGGACGGUGGGGCCUCUUCUGCAUCUCAGCCGGCAACAGCAGCAGCAGCAGCUGCUGCUGCAGUGGCAGCAGCAAUAGGCGCACAAGCAGCAGCAGCAGCAGCAAGGGCAGCGGGUGAAGGUGUCGUUAGUUCGCGUACAGGAGCAGCAGGAGCAGCAGAACCAGCAACAGCAUCUCCAGCAGCAUCAGCAACAGCAACUCCAGCAACAUCAUCAGCAUCAUCAGCAUCAUCAGCAUCAGCAGCAGCAGCAGCAGCAGCAGCAGCAGCAGCAGCAGCAGUGAGUUCUAAUUUGCCAGUGGAUAUACCAAUGGGGCCCCCACCAUUGGGGGCCCCCCUUGAGAUGAGCAUAGAGGCUGAUAACGAGCGGAGCUGCACAUUGUGCGGGACGAGCGAAUAUAUGCCUCCGGAGACACUUCUUAGAAAGGGACAGCACUUCUGCAGCGAUGCCUGGGCAUUCGGAAUACUCCUUCAUGAGCUCGUCUUCUGGUAUGCUGCUGCUGCUGCUGCUGCUGCUGCUGCUGUUGCUGCUGCUGGUGCUGCUGUUGCUGCUGGUGCUGAUGCUGAUGCUAAUGAUGCUAGUGAUGCUGCUAGUGCUAAUGGUGCUGCUGCUGAUGCUGCUGCUAAUGCUAAUGAUGCUGCUGAUGCUGAUGCUGAUGCUCAUGCUGCUGCUGCUGCUGCUGCUGCUGAUGCUAAUGCUAAUGAUGCUGCUGAUGCUGUUGCUGAUGCUGCUGCUGCUGAUGCUGUUGAUGCUGGUGCUGAUGUUGAUGCUGCUGCUGUUGCUGAAGAUUAUGUUGAUGGUUGUGCUGCUGCUGUUGAUGUUGGUGCCG